Molecule: messenger RNA, 1131 nt
Organism: Coniosporium apollinis CBS 100218
Lineage: Eukaryota; Fungi; Ascomycota; Dothideomycetes
Exons: 3
Coding region: 1-1131 (376 amino acids)
Cellular component (GO): cytosol
Molecular function (GO): aldose reductase (NADPH) activity
Source: RefSeq, a predicted model, not a curated record
AUGACGUCGAAGCUGCUGCAAGAGCUCAAAUGUUUACCAGAGGCCUCAACUGAGCUCCCGUUCAACACUCGUAUUUGGCUGGCAGACAUGUGGUUGUUCUCGGUACUCUGUUCGACGGUGCUACCAGCUGUCAUCAGCUCCGCUGCGGUGAUUGAGCCCCAGGUCCCCUUGUCACCCACAACCGCUCUCCCAAUCCCUCUCCUCGGGUUUGGGACAUGGAACCUCAAAGUCGAUCCCUCGAACACGACCGCGGCUGUAGCCAAAGCAAUCGAGGUGGGCUACAGGCACAUAGAUUGUGCGGCAGCUUACGGCAACCAACCAGCUGUAGGGAAAGGCAUUGCACAAGGGUUGUCGACGGUGGGGCUUGAGAGGAAGGACAUAUGGGUUACGUCGAAGCUUUGGAAUGAUCACCAUGAACCGGACAAAGUGGAAGAUGGCCUUGAUGACACGCUGAGGGAUCUGGGCCUGGACUACUUGGAUCUAUACCUUAUGCACUGGCCUGUAGGCAACACAGGCGAGGAUGGCGAACUCGAAUUCGACUACAUACCCACAUGGCACGCCAUGGAACACCUCCUCUCCACCAAGAAAGUCAAACACAUCGGGGUCUCCAACUUCUCGCCCUCUCAACUAAAACGCCUGAUCGCCAACUCGACCACCAAGCCCGCCGCGCACCAGAUGGAGCUGCACCCCUACCUACAGCAGCAGUGGUGGGUCGACUUCCACCAACACCUCGGCAUCCACGUAACCGCCUACUCCCCCCUCGGCAACCUGAAUCCCACCUACAAAGACAGUAGCAGCAGCAGCAUCUCCUUCUCCCCCUCAAAGAAGAAGGAAAAACCCAAGACCCCUCCCCUCCUCCUCGACAACCUCGUCCUCAAAGAAAUCGCGACGGAGCGGAACUGCACGAUUCCGCAGGUUGCGCUGGCGUGGGGCAUGGGACGAGGCACGUCUGUAAUCCCGAAGAGCAGCCACGAGAAGUGGAUCAGGGAGAACUAUGGCGCGAAGAGCUGUGCGUUGGUGGAGAAUGAUGUUGAGGCGAUUGAGAGGGUGGGGAGGCAAUACUUGCAUCGAUUCAACAAUCCGGGGAAGGGGUGGCAUGUCAAGUUGUUUGAGGGGCUAGAUGGGGCGUGA